CCUGUAUAUCUUAAUUCGUGUGUUGUGGAUAAAUGGAUUAUGGAAUUGAAUAAUUGAUAAUAAAAAUAACUUAAACAUUUUAUAGUUUUCGGCUUUCGGCACUUUUUUACGUCUGGAGAUCGAAGAUAUUAAAAAUAAUCAUAACAAUUAUUAACAAUUUAAGUAUACAGUGUAUUAUAACAUUAAUAACUAUUAUUUAUUUUAAAAUUAAAUUGUUACCUCAAACGUUUUUUUUGUCUCUAAAUAAAUAAUAACUAUGCGUUCGUGUUAGUUGCAAUCAAAUCAUUAAACGCGUUAGCCAAAAUCCCUGACAAUGUUUGCUUUGAAGAAAUCACUGACCACAUUAGCUGGCCGCCGACUGCGUGGCACCAGAGCGUUUCUGACGGAGGCGUACAGGUGUGAAGACGUUUGGCAAGAACGGCUGGACUGUUCGUUGCUGAAGAAAGUCCAACCUGAAGUGCUGUACCACAAGUUGUCCACCGCACUGGAACAAGGAUCUAAGCAGAUUAGUGCCGUUGAUCUGGAUGUGUUUGCCAACUCGCUGACGGAUCAUACAUACCUGGAGGAGUUAGAGGAGCUCGCGCAUAAGUUUCGUUUGUCUGCGCAGACUGGCACGUUGUUGCCAUCCACACAUCAUGCAGUCGUGCGGUUGUUUGUUGCAUCAAAUAGCACCAAUGACCUCAUCAGGAUAUUAAAGGAUCGCCUAAAUUAUGGUAUUUUUCCCGACUACUAUCUGUGUAACUUGCUAAUGGACCGUUUCAUAAAAGAGAAUGAUGUUCUAAAUGCCGCAGUGAUAGCUUCCAACCAAAUGUUACAAGAAGAACUAGACAAUGAUAUUACCAAAGCCAUGGGAUUAUAUUCCUGUUUGAAAUUUAUCACCAAUCCUACUGAAUGGGAGAAAGCAAAAGUUGUAACAGAACAAACAAAUGAUGAUGAUGACGAUGAAGAAGAUAGACGAGUACGUGUGGACUUUUUGAGAAAUCCAUACUUUGAUGAUCACUUUGAUUUGGCAGACGGUGAUCACUUGGUCGGAAAAACCAUGCUGGCAAUCAGCAGAAAAAUUGAUAGUUCUAUAUUGGGAAACAGCUUUAAGACUCUUGGAUUAGCCUAUUAUAAUCGGUGGAAUGAUUUAAAUGCUCAUCUAAAAAAACUUGACGGUUCUGUAUACUUAGAAACAAUAGAAUUGGCAGUUACUGCAAUAGAUAAACGAGCACCUGAAAAUGCUGAGCAACUAAAAGAUACUCUUGCAAAAUUGCAAAUUGAAAACAAAAGUUUGACUGAAGAAUCAAAAAAUUUUGUAAAUGAGGCAGUAUCUAAAAACGAAGAAAAAGAAAUACAGACCCAAAAAGCGAUUUACAAAGAAUGGGAAUCCUUCAGGCGAGAAGAGCUAUCUAGGUACCUUGAACAUUUAAAUAAGUUGAAACGUUUACAGAAGGUUCAACAGGCCAAACAAGAUCUCAAAGAAAAAGAACAGUUGUUGUUCUUCUUUGAUAAUGAACAUAAGCAUGACCUAGUUAAAGAAGAAAAACUGAAACGAAUGAAAAAGACAGUGGUUAAAGACAAGAGCCUUAAAGAUGAUUUAACAUAUGUACCACCAGAAAUCAGAAAACCUGGUUUUAGACGAGAUUAAACAAAACUAUAAAUUAAGUUAAAAAUUACAUGGUACCUACCUAUAGUAAUAAUUAAUAAAUAUUCAUAUCUAAAUCUACAAACUAUUUUGUUAUUGAUUUUUUAUUUUAUUAAUAUCUUCUGGUGGAACUUAAGAAGUAUAGUAUUUUGUUUAAUUUUUUAUAAUUUAUUGAAAGUAAUCCAGAAUAGUAGUUUUACAGGGUUGAGGAACCUGUUAGAUGUAAAUAACAAUUUUAGAGUUUACGUGGCCCUUAGAAUAAUAAUUUUAACUGUAGAUAGGGGAGCCUCAGAGAACAAAGUUCAAAUAAUAAGUUUCAGUUGAUAUAUUUUAUUAGUACACAAUCUCAAUAAAAUAUUAAAUGCAGUAUUAUGAAAGACUUAUGCAUAUUAAAGUCAGCCGGAGUUUUUUGUGUGUGGGUUGCUGUUUGGCCAUACCUAUUAAAUUUGUUGUUGUCUUUUAUGUUGUAUAAAUAUAAUAUUAUGUACGUGUGUAAUGUGUAUAUUGUAUAUAUGUACGGGGAUGACCAAUAUGUCUAAUAACCAUUAUAUAUUUAUUAUAUAUUUAUGUUGAUGGUUUGUAAGUUUCUAACUGUUUCUCACAUCUGUGGUUCGCAAAUCUACAGUAGCUUUUAACUUAACUUUUACCUAUUAAAUCCCUAAUUGCCUAA
Messenger RNA from Acyrthosiphon pisum (pea aphid), 2297 nucleotides. RefSeq names its product 28S ribosomal protein S27, mitochondrial. Bases 314 to 1630 code for a protein of 438 amino acids. The transcript has 2 exons. The record is from RefSeq and is a predicted model, not a curated record. Lineage: Eukaryota; Metazoa; Arthropoda; Insecta; Hemiptera; Aphididae. Gene Ontology annotation, cellular component: mitochondrion.